Molecule: messenger RNA, 4649 nt
Organism: Stegostoma tigrinum
Lineage: Eukaryota; Metazoa; Chordata; Chondrichthyes; Orectolobiformes; Stegostomatidae
Gene: thbs2a
Product: thrombospondin 2a
Exons: 22
Coding region: 269-3799 (1176 amino acids)
Biological process (GO): negative regulation of angiogenesis; cell adhesion
Cellular component (GO): extracellular region
Molecular function (GO): calcium ion binding; protein binding
Source: RefSeq, a predicted model, not a curated record
UGAACACAACAGACGUCCCAGCAAUAAUCUGAAUCGCUAACUUCCCCAUCACUUCAUCACCCCACCCCACCCCCCCCUUCCAUUCUCCUCUCCACCACCAAUAACUAUCACAAAGUUGCUGCUUCCUCGGGAGCUCCGAACGCCAGGCAGUGCUGUGUGGAAGUUGUGAAGGGGGUUUGGGGGACGGCUGCUGGCCGCUCGCAUCGCUUCCUGUCGCGGUUUGAGAUAGCUUUCUGAAGGUCCUGUGUCCUCUUCCUUCCCAGGACUGAUGUUACUGAGGAAUGGGUUGCAGAUGUUACUCUCUGUCCUCCUGGCGCUCGGAGUCAGGAGCCAGUCUCUCGCUGUUCCUCGGGAUAACGAAGCAGUGUUUGACCUCUUCGCCAUCAGCAAUGUGAACAAACACACUCCGGGAGUCAAGCUGUACCGAGGUCCCGAUCCCAGCAAACCGUCUUUCCGCUUCUCCCGGUUCGACAAGAUCCCGGCUGCCUCUGGCGACCAGCUGCAGGCCCUGGUCCGCCUCAUGAACUACCAUGAGGGCUUCAUUCUGCGGGCCAGCGUGAGACAGGACAGGAGGAACCGGGGCACGCUGCUGCUCAUCCUGGGACCCGGCUACAAGCGCCAGCUAGAGAUUGUCUCCAACGGCCUGGACAACACCCUGGACUUGCAGUACUCGGUGGGGAACUCCCAGAGCCUGGUCUCCUUCCAGGAUGUCGACAUUGCUGACUCCCAAUGGAAAAACAUCACUGUCCACGUCAAUGGGGAGAAUGCUUACCUGUAUGUGGACUGUGAGCUGGCAGACAGCUUUAUCCUCGAUGACCCCUUUUACGAGCAACUCAGUGCGACCAACAGCAAACUCUAUGUGGCAAGAGGACUGAACCCAAGCAAGAACUUCAAGGGCUACUUGCAGAAUGUACAGCUAGUAUUUGGCUCAUCCAUGGUGGAUAUUCUCCAGAGUAGCGGUUGCCUUCAGAUAGCUGAGGCAACCAACAGCAAAGAAAACCAAGAAUUUGCCGGGGUUAGUCCUGCCAUCAAGACCGAUUUCAUCGGGCACAAAACCAACAAAGUUGUGGAUUUCUGCGACCACUCCUGCAGUGACAUCGGAAACAUGUUCAAGGAGCUACAUGGAUUGAGGGUUCUGGUCAGCAACCUGGCCGACGGUUUGGUCAAAGUGACUGAAGAAAAUGUAAUCAUUCGUGAUAUUCUAGAUGAGACUUUAAAGAAAGUGCCACCAGGACAGUGCUGGCACAGCGGACGCCUCUUCGACAAUGAGGAGGAAUGGACCGUGGAUAGCUGUACCAAAUGUACCUGUCAGGAUUUCAGCAUCAUCUGUCGGCGAAUUACCUGUCCCCCAGUGUCCUGUGCCAACCCGUCUUUCACUGAAGGAGAGUGCUGCCCCUCCUGUCUCCUUAACGACAGUAAAGACGGCUGGUCACCUUGGUCUGAGUGGACAGAAUGUUCUGUAUCAUGUGGCACUGGAACACAGCAACGGGGACGGUCAUGUGAUCCCACGAGCAGUCGCUGUGAGGGCCCCUCCAUCCAGACAAAAUCCUGCCAGUCGGCAGAAUGUGACAAUCGGAUUCGUCAGGAUGGUGGCUGGAGCCACUGGUCCCCCUGGUCGCCGUGUUCGGUCACCUGUGGUGAUGGCAUUACCACCCGCAUCCGACUCUGUAAUUCGCCGGUGCCACAGCUCGAUGGCCAGGAUUGCCAGGGAAACGGACGGGAGACAAAACAAUGCAUGAAAGCUCCAUGCCCCAUUGACGGUAACUGGAGCCCCUGGUCCCCAUGGUCAGUCUGUACAGCCACCUGUGGAGGGGGAUUGCAUGAGCGCAAAAGGACCUGCAAUAACCCCGUACCCAAGUAUGGAGGCAAGAAGUGCCUGGGGGAUGCCAAGGACACUAAAAUAUGUAACAACGACCAGUGCCCAAUCGAUGGAUGCCUGUCCAAUCCAUGCUUCGCUGGGGUGGAGUGCAGCAGUUCCCCAGAUGGCUCUUGGGAUUGUGGGCCAUGUCCUCCUGGUUACCGGGGCAAUGGGACAUUCUGCGAGGACAUCAAUGAGUGUGAAGAAGUCUCUGAUGUUUGCCACCAAGUGAACGGAAUUCAGCGGUGUGUCAAUACAGAGCCCGGGUUUCACUGUCUACCCUGCCCACCGCGUUACCGAGGGAACCAACCGUUUGGUCUGGGAAUCGAAGCCGCCAAGACCGACAAGCAAGUGUGUGAGCCCCAUAACCCGUGUAAGGACAAGUCCCACAACUGCCACAAUUUUGCCAGGUGUAUCUACCUGGGCCUGUUCAGCGAGCCGCUGUACAGGUGUGAUUGUCGGAUCGGAUAUGCUGGGGAUGGCAUUAUUUGUGGAGAAGAUUCUGAUUUAGAUGGCUGGCCCAAUGAAGAGCUGGCUUGCACAGCCAAUGCUACUUACCACUGUAACAAGGAUAACUGUCCUCACCUGCCCAAUUCCGGACAAGAGGACUUUGACAGGGAUGGCGUGGGUGACGCCUGCGACAAAGACGACGACAACGACGGCAGAAACGACGAGAGGGACAAUUGCCCUCUCCUGUACAACCCUCGGCAGUUUGAUUACGACAAGGAUGAUGUGGGCGAUCGAUGUGACAACUGUCCUUACGACCACAACCCAGCGCAGAUCGACACGGACGGCGAUGGCGAAGGUGACGCCUGCUCGGUUGACAUCGAUGGAGACGAUAUCCUGAAUGAGAAUGACAACUGCCCUACUGUUUAUAACACCGAUCAGAGGGACACUGAUCAGGAUGGGGUUGGAGACAUGUGUGAUAACUGUCCCCUUAUGCAUAACCCUGACCAGGAAGACUCCGAUUCUGACCUCGUGGGUGAUCAGUGUGAUGACAAUCAGGACAUCGAUGAGGAUGGACACCAGAACAACCUGGACAACUGCCCAUAUGUCGCCAAUUCUAACCAGGCUGACCACGACAAGGAUGGGCAAGGAGAUGCCUGUGACCCUGACGAUGACAAUGAUGGCAUCCCUGAUGGGAGGGACAACUGUCGUCUUGUCCCCAACCCUGACCAACUCGACGCUGAUGGUGAUGGCAGGGGGGAUGCGUGUAAGGAUGACUUUGACAACGACAGCAUCCCGGACAUUUACGAUGUGUGUCCUGAGAACAGUGCCAUUAGCCAGACUGACCUGAGGAAAUUCCAGAUGGUUCACCUUGACCCGAAGGGAACAACGCAGAUCGAUCCGAACUGGGUGGUGCGUAACCAAGGCAAGGAGCUGCUACAGACAGCCAACUCUGACCCAGGCCUGGCUGUUGGCUUCGACAAGUUCAACGCUAUCGACUUCAGCGGCACCUUCUACGUCAACACGGACCGCGAUGAUGACUACGCCGGGUUUGUGUUCGGUUACCAGUCCAGCAGCCGGUUUUACGUGGUGAUGUGGAAGCAGGUCACACAGACCUACUGGGAGGAGAAGCCAUCCAGGGCUCACGGUUACGCUGGCGUUUCCCUGAAGGUGGUGAACUCCACCACGGGUCGCGGAGAGCACCUGCGUAAUGCGCUGUGGCACACCGGCAACACCCCCGGCCAGGUUCGAACAUUAUGGCAUGAUCCCAAGAAUAUCGGCUGGAAGGAUUAUACCGCCUACAGGUGGCACUUAAUCCACCGACCCAAGACAGGCUUCAUCAGAGUGGUGGUGUACGAAGGAAAGCAGAUCAUGGCUGACUCUGGCCCUAUCUAUGACAAGACGUUAGCUGGUGGACGACUAGGGCUCUUUGUCUUCUCCCAAGAGGCCCUGUACUUCUCUGACCUCAAGUACGAGUGUCGAGAUAACAACUAAGCACCUGUUGGCGGCACAUGGCAAGGAAUCCCUGGACAAGCUGUGCCGCCCCGUCACCUCAAUCAGACUGGGAGUCCCUUUUUUUUCCCCACCCACCCAUCCCUCCUGCGCUGUUGUCCUGAGUGUAUCCUUCAACCCACAGCCCCUCCACACCUUUCCCCACAACCCUCCACACCCCCCGCCACACCCCCCCCCACCCUCAGCACACACAACUCCAUUUACCUUCAGCUAGCUGCUCACUCUCGCUCCAUGCACCAGCUCCCUCUGAAUGGCCUGGCAGGAAUGCAGCAAACCCAGAUGUUCCCGACAGGAAGCUGACUGUAUCUCCGACACGUCUUGCAACCAUGACUUUACCUAGAUACAGGGAUUACUGAUCAUUUAACAAACGUAUCGUACUGCAAUAUAAGCCUGUCAUUGCUAUUUUCUAAUAAGGCUGUUUUCAAGGAAACCCACGCAGCAGCCUCUUAUUUUAAGAGAAAAAGAAGGAAGUCUGAUUUAACAAUGUUUAAAAAUGACAUCUUCUGGGAAACAAGAACGAAUUACAAAAAAAAUUUCAAAACACUUUGUUUACAACUUUUUCUAUCACAUUUCAUUGUCUGUAUAUAGAAGCUUUCAGCCAUUUGGUGUUAUUGACAGCACAGCUAUUGCAGUAAUAGCAUACAAAUCCUAUAGACACUGUCUUAUGUACCACUGAAUUGAUUUAAGUGACAUGCUCAGCUGAGUGAAAGCUAUUCUGGGCGGCUGCUUUAGGGACAAAGCAAGCUGCAACCAAUAAUAUAUCGGCUUAGUCUGAAUAUAUGUGGAUGUGUAUCUAUGUAUAUUCUAUAUAUCACAUAUCAUUUUUUUUAAA